This is a messenger RNA of Astyanax mexicanus (Mexican tetra), 646 nucleotides long. Its product is annotated as prefoldin subunit 2. Gene Ontology annotation, cellular component: prefoldin complex; cytoplasm. Bases 52 to 543 code for a protein of 163 amino acids. Lineage: Eukaryota; Metazoa; Chordata; Actinopteri; Characiformes; Acestrorhamphidae. Gene Ontology annotation, biological process: protein folding. The transcript is spliced from 4 exons. The record is from RefSeq and is a predicted model, not a curated record. Gene Ontology annotation, molecular function: protein folding chaperone.
GUGCGGUUAUGGUUUGGAAGAGAAGAGGAAGAAAUAGUCACGUGUCUGAAAAUGGCAGACUCCAACAACAGUGAUGGGAGGAAAGAGGCUAACAGUAAAGCCUAUAGCUUCGGAGGAAAGCAGUCUGGAGUCUCAGCAGAGCAGGUGGUUGCAGGUUUCCAGCGAUUACGGCAAGAGCAGCGCAGUAUGGCCACAAAAGCAGCAGAGUUGGAGAUGGAGAUCAGUGAACACAGUCUUGUGAUUGAUGCACUAAAAGAAGUUGACCCAUCACGGAAGUGUUAUCGGUUGAUUGGAGGAGUGCUGGUUGAGAGGACAGUCAGCGAAGUCCUUCCAGCUCUGGAAAAUAACAAAGGACAGAUCUCUAAGAUAGUGGAUUCACUUGGGUCGCAGAUGCAGACAAAGGGGAAAGAGCUGAAUGAAUACCGUGAACGAUACAACAUUAGGAUAGUGGGAGAAGACGAGGCAGCAGGGAAAGCUGCUGUAACAAAGCGAGAGAGUGAAGGAGGAGGCUCAAAGGGUGGGGCAGGGGUACUGGUGUCAUAGUAAAAAUGUUUAAAGAUGUGUAGAUUGCCAUGGUUGCAUGUUGUCCCCUUUGUAUGUACAUUAUCAUUUAUUUUUAUUAACACAAUAAACAGUUUAUUCACUU